Molecule: messenger RNA, 4628 nt
Organism: Aspergillus ruber CBS 135680
Lineage: Eukaryota; Fungi; Ascomycota; Eurotiomycetes; Eurotiales; Aspergillaceae
Product: RNA helicase aquarius
Exons: 4
Coding region: 232-4443 (1403 amino acids)
Biological process (GO): mRNA splicing, via spliceosome
Cellular component (GO): catalytic step 2 spliceosome
Molecular function (GO): mRNA binding; helicase activity
Source: RefSeq, a predicted model, not a curated record
CAGUAAUGUCGCACGCGCGGGUUGGCUAGGAUGAUCUCAGGGCCAUUCACCGCGGCUCUGCGGAAUUUAGCCGCCUGGAGUCACUAGACGCGCGGCAGAAGCUUGUCCCCGUUCCGCCCGCAACGAACCACUUGCGCAAAUGGUGCAACUAGACCGGACUCGCGCUUGGACUUUUAACCCUUUCUAGGAGAUAUCCCAACUUGAGGAAUGGGACUACAGACUCGUCCGACAAUGGCGCAAGGUCUUGAUUCCAGACCAACCGUGGAGGACUUUCGCGAAGACAGCACGUGGGUGAAGUUGGCCAAGACCCAUUGGCUCGAGACGUCGAACGUCCGCAAAGCGAAGCAGGACGUUAUCAAGAAGGAAAUUUGGGAUCCUUUAGAAGCGGAGAGCUUCAAUGUCCGCUCCCUUCUCACAUUGGAGAAUUUGAGCAUUCUGGAGAAGUACCUUUGGCCGACAUACACCGAAGAUGCUUCAAAUUACCACGUAUUAUUGAUAGCUUUGAUUGUGAGCGUCAAGCAACGCGAACAUCUUUCGAUAUGGGGGAUCUUCUCCGACAAACCAGACGAAUUCUCCAGUCUAUUCCACCGAAUCCUCUCGAUGAGCAUCGAUAACUCGCUGGCUGUGUCCUCGCGAUUGGCGAUCCUAUCCUUUAUUAUCAGCGCUUUCCAAUCCCUCGAGAACACCCUGGUACGAAAAGAAUGCGCUCCUCUUGUUUCCAUCUCGAUCUGGCACAGCCUGCCAAGCGACGAAGCGAGGGAACGUAUACUUGGCAAGGGACCGAUGUUGAAAAAAGCAUGGAGAGCUUCGGCGAAGCGAUACGACGCGGGAGACGAGGCAACAAAAGCAAAAAUGCGAUUCGAGAGGUCAUGGCUUUAUACGAUGCUUCUUGAUUUUACGCGGAGACUGAACGGGCCGGUGCAAGAACAGGCAGACGAUUUAAGAUACUGCGAACGCUUCCUCGAACUCUUGGUUGACUUGGAAAGCCAGCUUCCUACAAGGCGUUAUGUCAACACACUUUUAAAGGACCUCAACCUGCUGCCCGUGAUUCGCCUAUCUCAGCUAUAUCGUUCCCCCGAAAAUGCGCUUUUCCGCGACUUCUUCAAUCUUCUUAAGCAUUUCGUUAACUUCGCGAUUGACGACUAUUCGGGUCAGGCUCUGUCACCCCAGGCUGUGUACGAUAUCCAUUGCCAGGAGUUGGCGAGGCUGCAGAGGACGUCCAUGAAGUACUUCAAAGAUAAGUUAAUGAUCCUUGCGUUGUCAAACUACGGUUCUAUCGAGCAGCGUUCUGAGUUAGAGGGGCAAUUGUCUUCCUUGGAAGAUUCGGAGCUUCAGAGUCUGUGCUCUCACCUUGGAUUCAGGGUAAUUUACCCCCAGCAAUCGCAGAUUAUGCCCAGCCGUGAUUUAUAUCUGGAGAUACUAUUGUCGUUUUACGAACGGAAGCUACCCUUCCAGGAAGCUGCGUCGCAUCUAACAACCAUUCCCACGGAGGAAAGUCUUUAUGAUCCAGCGCUCAUUCGGAAUGAGACUUACGACGGAUCGAGACCGCUCGCUAUCCCGAAGUUAAAUCUUCAGUAUCUGAGCCUUGGUGACUUCCUUUGGCGUUCAUUCCUGCUAUACCGUUCCGAAGCCUUUUUCCAGAUUCGUAAAGAUAUGGAGGCAGUUGUUAAGCGCAUGCAACCGAGAAUCAGUCGAGACGGUAGAACGUUAAGUUUUGAUGGAUUCUCCCGAAUGGCUAUCCCGAUCUCUAAGCCAGCCAUAAUUGAAGUUGCACCUCCGAAAGUUGGCUCGGCGAACCCAGCCUUCGUCCGCGCGGAGAUUGCUAUUGAGGUUGGCAGACUAGCAGACAAUAUUCGAAAGGAGUGGGAAACGCUUCGCCCAGACGAUGUUGUUUUUCUCUUGGCAGUCCAGCAGACCCCCUCGAACAAGUUUGGGAUUCGCGACCAACCGGAGGGACCUAGUCUAACGUACCUGCGGUCAGCUGAAGUCGUACAAGUUCUUGAUGAACAGGGCCGUCCCCUACGCGAACCUACGGGGGCGAACGGUUACCAUCACAGACCACGCGUCAGGAAGUUGCUGCUCAAUCUGGACAGUGCUGCUUUCAAGGCGGAUAAGAACCGAAACGCGCAGGGACGGCCAGAUAUCUAUCCGUUAAUAAAUGUGAUUGCAAGGAGGAAAGGACGAGAAAACAACUUCAGGUCUAUCCUCGAGACGAUGCAGAAACUCAUCGUCUCGGAUAUUACCCUCCCAUCCUGGAUCCAGGACAUUUUCCUGGGCUAUGGAGACCCGGCCGGUGCUCGAUACACGGAACUCCCGAAUCGUCUCAAGUCGGUUGAUUUCCGUGAUACAUUCUUGAACUGGCAGCACUUGGUGGAGAGCUUCCCUGGUCUAAGCAUUGAGCCGUCCGGAAAUGAGAAUUCGAGCUUUGGUCGUCCGUACGUGCUUGAAUAUGUUGAGAAUAUUUCACAGCCUGCUUCGGCCAACCCGUCGAAAAAGCGGCGGAGAGACCAAGCUGAAAAGGCAACAGAACCAAGCUCAAUUCGUGCUUCGACCUAUAAGCCUCCAAACCCGGGCCCUUACCCAGUCGAUGCGCCCAAGCUGAACACUGUCCGUUUCACCCCAGCCCAGGUGGAAGCCAUUACAUCCGGAACACAACCUGGUCUCAGUGUGAUUGUGGGCCCUCCAGGAACUGGAAAGACAGAUGUCGCAACACAGAUUAUCAAUAAUAUUUAUCACAAUUUCCCCAGCGAGCGCACGUUGCUCAUUGCCCACAGCAAUCAGGCUCUCAAUCAACUCUUCCAGAAGAUUGUGUCACUCGACAUUGACGAGCGACAUCUUCUACGACUCGGUCAUGGUGAAGAGGAAUUGGAAACAGAGUCGAAUUACAGCAAAUAUGGCCGAGUCGAGUCUUUCCUCGACAAUCGCUACUAUUACCUGUCCGAAGUUGCACGGUUAGCAGCAUCUAUCGCAGCAGAAGGUGCUCAUGGUAACUCCUGUGAGACUGCUGGAUACUUCAACACGGUCUACAUUCAACCAGCGUGGGCGAAGUUCUGGGACUAUGCUCGCGCUGAAAAUACCUCUACCGAGGAAUUAAUAUCUGCAUUCCCAUUUCAUACCUAUUUCUCUAAUGCACCGCAGCCUGUCUUCGACCCUUCUGCUACGAAAGAUACCGUGCUGGACGUGGCGGAAGGUUGUCAACGGCAUAUUGCGAAGAUCUUCGCCGAACUAGAAGAUAUCCGUCCUUUUGAAGUUCUGAGACAACCUCGGGAUAGGGCCAACUAUCUUUUGGUGAAGGAGGCCAGAAUCAUCGCAAUGACCUCGACACACGCAGCCAUGCGGCGUAAGGAAAUCGCCGAUCUGGGCUUCCACUACGAUAAUGUCAUCAUGGAAGAAGCUGCGCAAAUCACAGAAAUUGAGAGCUUCAUCCCUGCCGCUCUUCAGAACAUGAAGAACGGCGAACUGCCACUCAAACGCGUUGUUCUCUGUGGUGACCAUCUCCAAAACUCCCCCAUCAUCCAGAAUCUUGCUUUCCGCCAGUACGCUCAUUUCGAGCAAAGUCUCUUCCUGCGUCUGGUCCGAUUAGGUGUUCCUGUUAUAACCCUUGACCAGCAAGGACGUGCAAGACCUAGCAUCGCAGAGCUCUUCCGGUGGCGCUAUGACAAGUUGGGCAACCUCCCAGUGGUCGAAACAGCACAGGAGUUCAAGCAGGCAAACUCCGGGUUCCAGUUCGAUUAUCAAUUCAUCAAUGUACCCGACUACCUGGACUCGGGCGAAAGAGAACCAACUCCCCAUUUCAUUCAGAACCUGGGCGAGGCAGAGUAUGCUGUGGCCAUGUACCAGUAUAUGCGACUUCUCGGUUACCCGGCAUCAAAUAUUACCAUUCUAGCCACAUACGCAGGGCAAACAGCAUUAAUCAAGGAUGUCUUGAGCCAUCGCUGUGCCAAGAACAACCUGUUUGGUAUGCCCAAGAUCGUCACGACAGUGGACAAAUACCAGGGUGAACAGAACGACUAUGUCAUCCUAUCUCUCACGCGAACCCGCACAGUCGGUUACAUGCGUGACGUCCGCCGCUUAACAGUCGCACUCUCCCGCGCCCGCCUCGGUCUUUACAUCCUUGGCCGCCGUGAAGUUUUUGAAUCCUGCUACGAGCUUAAACCCGCCUUCGAACUCCUCUUUCAACGCCCCGACAAACUCAUGCUCGCGCCUGGUGAGAUGUUCCCGACCACACGUUCCGUGGACGAUGAAGUCCAGGGCACACCGAUGGAGGGGGUAGAGCAUCUAGGUCAGUACGUGUUUGAGAUGACUCAGGCGAAGCUGAAGGCCAUGGGCGAAGAUAUCAUGGUGGAAGAUGCGAUACCGGAUGCUGAUGCGGAGCUGGUUGAUGAGGAUGAGGUUAUGCUGGGAGCUGGGGAGGAGCAAGAUGAGGAAAAUUACGUUGCAUGAGUGCAUUGUCUAGGUACCAGGUAUCAUUUUAUUUACCUGUUGAUAUAUGAUAUGUUUUGGGCUUGUUUUUCUUCGAAUGUCGCAACUAGCCGUUGCCGGCAUCUACUGCGUACAUUAUUACUCUACUUUGGGCUCGUAUGAAAAGUAAUAAUGAUACUCAGAGUUGGUGAACCAUACCUCCGGUA